GCCGUUCCCAGCGGAACACUGUGGGAAAAGCAGCGGAUUUUUGGGAAGCAGAACGGGAAACUCUCCGGGCUGGGAUUUGUGGGAAUAAUCUGGGAAUGAGCAGCCGCGGCAGGGCUGGAAUUCUCGGGAGGAGCUCCGGGAGUUUUCCAGAGGCGCGGAUGCGCGGCUGGGCUGGAAUUUUGAUAUUUUUUCCUGCUUUUUUUUCCACUUCCUCGCCGCUGGAUCCGAUCCCGGCCGCGUUUGGCCGCGCUGAUUUCCGGGUUGAUCUGGGAACUUUUUAUUUAUUUUUUUUUUCCUUGGACGAGCCAGGGUUCAUUCCCUCCCUUCCUCCCAAAACCUGGGAAUUGCCGGCUCUGGGAUCAUCGCUGUGGGCGUUUCCCGGUGGGAUCGUGCCUCUGGAAAAGCCGAGCCCGCAGUUCCAUGUGGGCAGAGUUUGUUCCCGGCUGAGAAAUCCCGGGAUUUGGAGGCAGCGCUGGAAAACGCCGCAUCCAGCGGCGCAAGCAGGAGCGGCGCUGCCAAGGUCAGGAUCGGGCCGUCCUGAUCCUGGGCACCAUUCCCGCGGGAUGCAGCCGGCUUUGAGGCUCUGAGGCGCCAUCCCGAGGGAAGCGGAGCUGGAGAUUCCCGGGAUCCGGAGCGGCCAUGCCGAGCGCCGGGGCCCGGCUGCUCCGCGCCCACCAGGUGCCCGAGAGUUACCGGGAGCCGGGAAUUCUCUCCGGGUACCGCCCGCCCCGGAGCUCAGCCCGCGAGUGCCUGCGCAGCCUCUUCGGGAUGAACAACGAGACCCUCAACGUCUGGACACACCUGCUGCCCGCCGGGUACCUGCUGUGGCUGCUGGUGGUGCGGCUGCGGGAGCCGGGGGCAUCACCGGGGACAUCACCGGGGCCAUCGGGGACAUUGGACACAUCGUCGGGGCCGUUCCUGGCGUACCUGGGCACGUGCGCCCUGUACCCGCUGGCCUCGAGCGCGGCGCACGCGCUGGGCGCCAUGGGCGGGCACGGCCGGCACCGCGCCUUCUGCUGCGACUACGCCGCGCUCAGCCUCUACGGCCUGGGCUCGGCGCUGGCCUAUUCCGCCUACGCCUUCCCGCUGGAAUGGGUCGGGAGCACAUUCCAUGAGUUCUACGUUCCCGUGGCCGUGCUCAACUCCGCGCUCAGCACCGGCCUGGCCUGCUAUUCCAGGUUUCUGGAGGCGGAGCGGCCCAGCCUGAGCAAGGCUUUCCGAACUCUGGCCUUCGUCUAUCCCUACCUUUUCGACAGCAUCCCAGUUUUCUACAGGCUGUUCCGGAGCGCGGCCGGGAGCUGCUCCGAAGGGUCGCUCCCGCUGCAUUCCCGGCACAGCCUCUGCGCCCUCCUGACCUUCCUGAGCUUCACCUCCCGCCUGCCCGAGCGCCUGGCGCCGGGGAGCUUCGACUUCAUCGGGCACAGCCACCAGGUUUUCCACAUCUGCGGGAUCCUGGGAACGCUUUUCCAGCUGGAAGCCGUCUCCGUGGACAUGGCGGAGCGGCGUGGCCGCCUCCCACUUCCCUCUUCCCUGGAAACCUUCGGAUCCCUGGGAAUGGGAGCGGCCGCCAGCCUGGCCAUCCUCGGGGUCUGCUUCCGCAGCCUCCGCCCCGAGCCUCCUUCCCGGGAAAAAUCCCACUAGAACCCGGGAUUGCCUCGGAUUUCUGGGAGCAGUCCCGUUCCAGAGGUGUCCACGGGGGAAUUGGAUCGCCUGGAAAUGUUUCUUUGGGAAUUUCCCAACUGUGCCGGUUUUAUCCACGGAUGGGCUGGGAAACGCUUCCCAUCCGGCUGUUAUCCACAGGGAAAGCGUCAAAUCAUCGGGAUUUGAUCCCUGAAAAGGGAGGGAAGCACUCCUGCUUCCCAAAGAUUCCAGGAUCCCUCAGGUCUGCCCUGGGGAGAAAUCCAGGGAAUGUUGGCAUCGCCAGCUGGCAGAUUCCUGGUGAAGCCAAGAACUCCCUAAUUCCUGUUUUCCCCUGGGAUGUGGCAUUCCUUUGGAAUUCCAAGCCUUAGCUCAGCCCAAGUGCCUGGAAAGGUGGGGUGGAGGGACUGGAGUUUCCCUCCCGUUUUGAUUCCCACUGUUUUCCCUCUUUUAUCCGGGAAAAGGGAUUCCAGGAGAGCUCCAAUGGGAUCUUCCUGCAGGAAAUCUCUUCCAGGGUCUCAUUCCUGGAAAUCCUGAGAAGUUCAUUGCCAUGGGAAUUCUGAAUUUCCACGGAGCGGGGAUGGAAUGAAGGAAUUCCAUCCUGUCCUGGCUAUUCCCAGGAUGGAUCCCAGGACUGGGAGUGGGAGACAGGAGAGCUCCAUGCCCCAACCCCCCAGGAUUUGGGAUCCUUUAGGAAAAGAUUUGGAAUGUUUUGGGAUUGGGAUAUGCCAGGAGAAAAGCAGGAUUUGGGACAGCUCAAGGUUUAAAAGCGCCUUGGAAUUUUAAAGAAUUCCCAGGAGUUUCCCUCUGUUGUCCCUUGUUUUCCUUCCCUGCUGCCCCUGGAUUUUGCAGGAAGAGCCUGGAGCUCCAGGCUUUUCCAGGAUCCAGGUUUUCCUCUUGGAUUUCCCUGCAGGAACACAGCACACACUUCAUUCUUUGGGAAUAUUUUCCUGGAUAAUCUCACGGGUCUUCCAUAAAUUUCCUUUAAUUGCCUUUGCCGAGGUCUGACUGCUGCACUUUGGGAGCUGCUGGAAUUUGGGAUUUCACAAUAAAAUCUGGGAUGAACGGGUUAAACAGGGAAUAAAUCAAUCCUUGGGAACGCUGACCGAGAUUUUCGGGAUAUUUAUAAGCACUGGAAUUGUUUUUCCAACGGUUUAAUUAAAUUAAUAUAAAUCACUGAUUUUAAUCUUCUUGAUAAUAAAAAUAUUCCUGGGAAAACAAA
Messenger RNA from Taeniopygia guttata (zebra finch), 2860 nucleotides. The record is from RefSeq and is a predicted model, not a curated record. NCBI's taxonomy places the organism in Eukaryota, Metazoa, Chordata, Aves, Passeriformes, Estrildidae.